This is a messenger RNA of Saccostrea cuccullata (small rock oyster), 1668 nucleotides long. Its product is annotated as E3 ubiquitin-protein ligase TRIM56-like. The record is from RefSeq and is a predicted model, not a curated record. Bases 15 to 803 code for a protein of 262 amino acids. The transcript has a single exon. Gene Ontology annotation, molecular function: zinc ion binding. Lineage: Eukaryota; Metazoa; Mollusca; Bivalvia; Ostreida; Ostreidae.
UCGUUAAAGUCAAUAUGGCGGAGGGUACACCUAAAAUUGAUCCCACUAUUUACAGUUGUCCGAUUUGUUUGGAAAAGAUUAUCAGACCAAAACGCUUGCCUUGUUCUCAUACUUUUUGUGAAAAAUGCCUGCAGACUUUUAUAUCUAGGGCUGCAAUUGGAGAAGAUCCAGAGAAGUUUGACUUUGAAUGCCCUGUGUGUCGUCGAGUUACAAAUCGACCGGAACCAUGGAUCGAUGUGGACGAAUGGGCUAAAUAUUUUCCAACCAACAUAUUGGUCAACUCACUGACAAGUUUAAGUGCGGAAAAAUUUGAGGAAAAAUUGUGUGCCAUUUGUUUGCGAGACGACAAAAAAAAUAAGGCGGAGUCAUGGUGUUAUGACUGUGCAGAGGCUAUUUGUGUUUCUUGUAAACGUCUUCAUCAAAUUAUCGGAUCUCUUCAAAAUCACAAAAUCUCGGCACUAAGUUUUGAAGGCAAAGAUGACAAGUUUACUUUUCCGGAAUUAGAUGAACCUUGUCAUUUGCAUGAAGGUAAAUGUGUUGAAGUUUGUUGCUUGGAUCAUGAAAAACUUUGUUGCUGUUUGUGUGUUUCAACACAGCACAGGCAAUGUGAACAGGUAGGAACUGUGUCUGAUGUUGCUAAAAUAAUACCAAAAGAAGUCGUGGAGUCGAACUUAGAAGUUCUGUCUGCAAUAUCAAAGAUAACAAAGGAAGUUUUAAAGCACAAAGAAAAAACAAUUACGCUCCUUAGUGCUCAAAAGGAAGAUAUCCUAAAAAAAAAUUUCCAACGAAAUUGCAAAAAUUAAAACUAGACUCGACGAACUGGAGCAACAAUUUCGAAAAACUUUCAUGAAAAAGCAUGUCGAUUGAAGAUAUAGAAGAGGAGAUGAAGCAGUGUGUCUUAGAUAUAAAACAAUACCUCCUGAUAGUCAAUAAUGGAGAAGCACUUCUUUCUGCAGUUAAAGAUAAAGGUACCUCAACACAAAUAUUUCUCUCUUCCGUGAAAAUUAAAAGAGAUAUCGAAGACCAGUUUAAUCAACUCAAGAUCAGAAAUCCCGAAGACAAAGAAUAUGAUUAUAAACAUGAUCAUACGACAAUAUUAAAACAAUUUCGUGAACAUGAUAAGAUCGAUGAUUUUAGGGUCAUUGUAAAACCGACAGCCACUCUCUGGAAUUUGUCAUUGCUUAUGUCAUCAUUUCAGAUAUUUGAAAAAGUUGGAAAGAUACAGCCAUCGAUGGUUUUUGAAAAUUUGUCCGAAUCCGAGGCACUGAAUAUUGAGAAAAAAGGAGAGUUUGAACUACCGUUUCUUGCAGAGCAGAGCGUGUUUAUAGAUAAUGACACCUUGGCAUUUGCUUCAUCGUCGAACGUUCUAUCAUUCCAUAAUCUUGAUGGUUCGUUAUAAUUAUGUGUUUCGUCUUUGGAAUUAAAAGGACAACCUUAUCUAUGGUCAGGGUCAACACAAAAUGUUUUGUACGUUGGAUGUCAUUCUACAAUACAGAAAUUACAGAUAAGGAAGAAGUACGAUACUAUAAAUUUUAUUUGUAACGGAGAGGUUGACUUAAAGCAGGAGUUUGAUAUGUUUAGUGUUGACGAAACACAAAAUAGAAUUAUCAUCGCAUCUCAGAGCAAUGUAGUGAUCUUUGCCCUUUCUCCCGCUUUGUCAGUAAUUCA